GAUGGUGUGCCGUGGGAGGGAAGUUCUGCGGGUUUCAUCAGGUUCUUCGACUUUUUACGAAACUAAAUACGAUUUACGAGUUAACCAACUGCCGCGUUAAUGUUCGUUCGUAACUUCUAAACGGUUACGACCGGACAAAACGAAUGUUCUUUCUCGAUACUUUUAACGGAGAAUUGGUCGCGAAAGAAUACAGCAGGUACUGGUCGCAACACGAACGAAGCUUCAACCUUCAUCGACCGAUUUGACUGAUUUUUGAGAUCCAGUCACCGAAAACUUCCAUCAUUCCGUCAAAAACCAAGUGCCGACCCGCAGGGUGGCGAUCAUUUGAUAAGGGUUCUAUCUGCGAUAGGCUGGUAGGCCAGUCUAUUGGUGGGUGUGUGAAUAUCUGCGGCAACUGGAAGUUGGCCCUGAACGCAGAGCCCCCGUGGCUUUGCUAGCACCCCUAUAGUGAUCUUGUCUUAAUCCGCUUCCUCACGACACACCUAAUUCUCAUUGACAGCUGCCUCUUUGCUGCCUAGCACCUACAGAGUAUCUUUCAAAAACUUAUAAAAUAGUCAAUAUGAAGGUAACAAAUCUGAACGAACGUAUCCAUGUUUUGGACAGUGCGUCAAGUGUUAUGACUGUCAUCAAAGAUAUUGCUUUAAGCGGAUUGCAAGAAGAAGCUUUUUACGUACUUGAUAUUGGAGAUAUUGUACGUAAACAUCAAGUGUGGAAGGAAAAAAUGCCUCGCAUCAGCCCGUAUUACGCUGUAAAAUGUAACGACAAUUUAAUUGUAAUCGAGGUAUUGGCUGCUCUUGGUAUUGGUUUCGACUGCGCAUCAAAAACGGAGAUUAAUAAAGUAUUAAGUGUUGGAGUAGACCCGUCGAGAAUCAUCUUUGCCAACCCAGCUAAACCAGCAUCGCAUAUACGUCAAGCUGCUGCUGUUGGUGUUGAUGUAAUGACAGUAGACAAUGAAAGCGAGUUACAUAAGAUUAAGAAACUUCAUCCAGAUGCCAAGGUUGUAAUUAGAAUUCGUUGUGAUGCAGAAACAGCCCAAUGUCUAUUGGGUAUGAAAUUUGGUUGUGAUCCGAUAUACGAAGCACCAAACCUCUUACGUCUUUCGCGCGCAUUGGGACUCAAAGUCAUUGGUAUCAGUUUUCACGUCGGAUCUGGUUGUCAAGAUCCACCUGUGUUUCACCGAGCCAUACGUCAUUCCAAGAUAUUGUUUGACUUAGCAACAGAUCUCGGUUUUAAGCCAUAUCUUUUAGAUAUUGGUGGUGGCUAUCCUGGAAAUAAAGGCACUAGCAUUGAUAAAAUUGCUGAUGUCGUUAACAAAGCACUUGACGAGUACUUCAACACUGAUGCUGUUCACGUAAUUGCUGAACCUGGUCGUUUUUAUGUUGCUUCUGCAUUUACACUCGCAACCAGCAUUCAUAGCAAGCGUUCAGUGCGUGGUAACGAAAAUUCACCGAAUACAAUCACGCACAACAUGUACUAUAUCAAUGAUGGCGUUUAUGGCUCCUUCAAUUGUCUACUCUAUGAUCAUCAGCGUGUCACCCCUAUACCUUUAAAAAAAGGUUGUGGAAAGAUGAUUGCCUCAAGUAUUUGGGGACCAACAUGCGAUGGUUUGGAUCAAGUCGUCGAAAAUGUUUUAUUGCAAGAAAUGGAUCUCGGUGAUUGGAUAAUUUUUGAAAAUAUGGGAGCGUACACGUUACCAGUUGCUUCGCCAUUCAAUGGAUUCCCUGUACCCAAAGUUCACAUUGUUGCUGACGAAAACAUUUGGCUUCUGUUAAAAGAUGCGUUACCAUUGACAGAAGACCAUUUUGUCAUUGGUAAUACUCCAGCUAAUUUACGACUUGGUCUGGAUAUCAGUGGAACUGAUACCAAUGGAUGGCGAAAUCCAAACAUUGAAUUGACAUCGACUGAAAUCUUAGUUGACGCUACUAACACUCCAUCAUCAUUCAUUUUCGAAUACGUUGAAGUUGAUCCUUUGAAUUAGUUCGAACGCACCGCAAUGACGACAAAUAUAAUCAGAAAAGUGCUCGGUGUUUGUAGCGAGAAACCACAUCUUCAUUUUGCAUUGAGAUGAUCAUGACAUAACUCGAAAUUUGUGAUCAUGUAUUUUAUAAUAUUUAUUUUGUUUAGCUUAAAAUCAAAAAACAUAAUACCAAGGGUAUUCAUGA
Habropoda laboriosa is the source of this 2162-nucleotide messenger RNA. RefSeq names its product ornithine decarboxylase 1-like. Gene Ontology annotation, cellular component: cytoplasm. The record is from RefSeq and is a predicted model, not a curated record. Gene Ontology annotation, molecular function: ornithine decarboxylase activity. The transcript is spliced from 9 exons. Lineage: Eukaryota; Metazoa; Arthropoda; Insecta; Hymenoptera; Apidae. Bases 560 to 1978 code for a protein of 472 amino acids.